GACAGUUUCGACUCCAGCAGGUAACAUCUUAGAAAUUUUGUUUUAGGUGAUAAACUACAGUACCCAUAAUGCCGUGUAAGGCUGAUUAAUCGAGUGCUGACUCGUCGCCCCGCUACACUCGCCCACCCUUAACGUCCAAUUUUCUCCCAGCAGCCGCAUCCUGUCUACCGUUAGCUAGCUCUUAAGAGCCUAGCGAGUCAUUUUUCUUCAGGGGAAAUGAUAUGUUUACAUCUCAAUAUUGUGUAAUUUUACUGAGUAUUUCGUUUGGAGAAAAUGAAUAUUAGCUUUUUCCGUGUCAACACGCCUCCUUGAAGACACAUUUUCCCACUCAAAGUGAGCUUUUUCACUUCGACCUCGGUAGCCGAACGGGUUCAGCGAGUCGGUUCGUUUUGACAAGUGAGAGGCUCUCAUCUGUCCGCCGCCGCUGCUCUCUUCAGACGGGAGGGGGCUUGGACAAAGCCAGUCAGAUGUUGGACGGUAAAAAUAUCCCGACGUUUUUUACAACGGGCCGCGAAAUUGAAUUAUCCAGCUGAUCGUCUGUCGUGAAAAGUGCCAGCAUUAAGGAAAAGAGGGAGGUCUAUUUUGGGAGGGCGAGAGUUUGGAUCUCGCACCGAAGGAAAGAGGAGGAAAACCCGCAGAGAAGAAGGGACGUAAGGCGGAGAAAAUCCUGAUGCCAGUGAUGGCAAACGAGCCGAUCAUCCUAAACGUCUAUGAUAUGUACUGGAUCAAUGAGUUCACCAGCUCUCUGGGCAUCGGAGUCUUUCACUCAGGGAUUGAGAUCUAUGGAAGAGAGUUUGCCUAUGGCGGACACCCGUACCCAUUCUCAGGGAUUUUUGAGAUUACACCAGGUGAUGCAACUGAGCUCGGAGAGACCUUUAAGUUCAAAGAAGCCAUAGUCCUGGGCAGCACAGACUUUACAGAGGAGGAUGUGGAGCGAAUCGUGGAGGAGAUGGGGAAGGAGUACAAAGGCAACGCCUACCACCUCAUGCACAAGAACUGCAACCACUUCUCCUCAGCACUGUCAGAGAUCCUGUGUGGCAGGGAGAUUCCUCGCUGGGUGAACCGCCUGGCCUACUUCAGCUCCUGCGUGCCAUUCCUCCAGAGCUGCCUGCCCAAAGAGUGGCUGACCCCCGCUGCCUUACAGUCGAGCGUGAGCCAGGAGCUCCACGGAGGAGGAGGAGGAGGAGGAGGAGAGCUGGAGGAAGCGGAGGACGCCGCGGCCACAGCCUCCCUGGCCUCCAUGUCGCCCUGCUCGCCCUCGUCCUCCUCCAGCCCCUCGUCGUCUUUGCCCCGCCACUCUCGCCACCAGCCCCGCCGGUAGACGCUGCAAGGUCCGCUCGAGGAAAACUUGAGGCCGGACUUGCGGUUACAGACACAGUCAGGUAACGGGACACCUGCAGCAGCUGAUGGGUGCGGCCUAACGUCCUGUCAGACUGUCCUCAAGAAAGAGCCUCGACCGCUGCCUGCUGUGGGUACAAACGUCAGCCAAAUCUCUACCACGAUGCAGAGCAAUGGAACACUUUUACCUUGAGGAGGGAAGGAACUCUUGCUGCUGACUAAGGCGGGAAUCUUACUUACAUUUCUCCCAUUCACAAUCCAAACUAUUCCCUUUGAUUAUUUUACCUGCCAAAUUGCUGUUUGCGCUUCAGAUUUUACCAGUGCUCAGUAACUGACUGGUGCUGAUCCUCACCUUGUUCCAGUGAAAACCAAAUUCUGCAGAAAUCAGGGUUUGUUUUUGACGACCGACCAUUUGACAGGUUCGAUGUCACUCGUUUCCCUGUGGCCUGGAGGCAAGUAAUAUAACUUUAAAGGGUCAGAAUGAGAUGGUUUAAAGUGAACAAGAAUCUUGAGAUCCUAAGUGCUUGUGACAUCUGCUGUAUUUACUGUGUUUUUAGACGUUUUUUUGUGUUAGACUUAAAUGCAAGAAAGCGAAGUGUUAUUCACCCGAAAAGGGGCAGAUAUGAAACAGAUAUGUGAAGAAUAAAUCAAGACGGCUAAAGAUGGAGACAUUCAGUUACUGGUUUCACCUUCUCCUUAGUGAAACUGGCCAAUCGCUGUGAGGCGUCGGUGUAAGCGAUGGAGAGUCAGGUCUUGAAAGUUAGUCAGAAAUUGUCGGUUGGGAAAGUGCAGUGCGAGCAGAUAUCUGGCGCUGUUGAGCCACUUGAUCUUAAUCACACAAGAUUACCACAGGAUCAUUACUAGUAUAUUUUUAUGUUUUAUAUUUAUAUUAUUACGUUAUAUCUUUACCUCUUCAGACCUUUGAAAUGUGUUAAAACCAAAUACAUGGAAAGGACUGACAUGAUUUAACCCAAGUAGACAAUACUUCCUACUGUACAGGGUCUCUUCGUGUUGUACAUUUAUAUAAUCUGAGUGUUUGAAGCAGAAUUGAAUGUUAAAGCAAUUUCCGGCUCUCCUGGUCGACACAGUGGACCUGGCUGAAACGUUUGAUUGUUGUGAUUUCAAAUGUCCACAAGCUGAGCGCUGGUAGAAUUUGAGCUGCAGCUGUUAAAUGUUUCCUCUGAACGGUUGGCUGGUAAUUUUGGACUCUUUGCCUCAAGGUGCUGUGCGUGCACCGUGACCUCUGCCUUUUUAUUUUUCUACCACAACAGGCUGGAGGUCUGAAAUCAUCUUAAACUAGGAACUACAAUCAGCCUCACAGACACAAUGAACUGACCCGGAGCCAGUGUCGGACCCUAGGACGCCUCGGACAGGUUCAGUUGUCGGCAGUCUUUGCUUUCCAGCUUGCUCUCUUUGAUCCGUCAAGUCUGUAGAAGCUGUUCAGGUUCAGGUUCAGGUUCAGGUUCAGGUCCUCUCCAGUGUCGUCAUCUUCUUAUCAUAACCACACAUAUGUGAUUAAUUAGGCUAAUAAUUUCUUCCCCUUUUUUGACAACAUUUCCACAUAAUUCGAGAGUAAGGUUGUAGUGCAAGCACCGAGUUAGUGUCAUGGUACACUAACCUGAAAGGCCGUUUUCCUUUGUCGGGCUGCUUUGUACCAGACAGCUCACGGUUUGUAGGUUUAAGCAAAUAUUUAGUUCUCUUCCAAGUGAUUCAUACGUGAUGUCAGCUCAUAAUCCACAAAUAUUUGGCUGACGACGAAGCAAAGGAAGGCAAACUCUUCCCCAACUGACCUGCCGUCACUCCGCACAGUCCUUUUCCUCACAUGGGUGUCUAGUUAGGGAUGACGCACAUCGGUGCUAAUUUGAAGCAUCUGAAACACAUUUUUAAGUUUAAAAUCUGUCAUUUUUUUACACGAGGAAAGCUCAUUCAAUCAUUUACUCAGACAAGAUUGGAAAGUGCUGUUUUUUUUUUCUACAUGAUGAGCACCUCCUCUGAAUCUAUGUAUGCUGUUAACAACCACACAUAAUGCUGCAGAAUGUGUACACUGUCCCAAAUGAGAGCCAUCGACAUGUGGAAAACAUGAUGGAAGUCUGAGGACAGUUGAACCUGGAGAUUUGUUUUUUAAAAUUCCUUAUCGUUUUAAUAUAAAGACUCUGGCCUUUGUGUCUGUUUUGUUUAUGUUUGAUAAACUCAGGACUCUAAAAGGCUUUGUAAUAUAAUCCUUUAAACUUUUUUAUCCCACGUUAUGUUUGCCUCGUUGUUAUUUCUAAUGCAGUAGUCACUCCAUAAAGCUUUUCAACAGCACACGGUGGCAGUGCACUUUUAUACUCUUUGAUAAAAAAAGAGCUUUUGUUUACAACCUGUAUGUUUGUUGUUUAUGAGGCCUGUGCUGAUUUUUUUUUUUUUUUUUUUUUGGCCGUGUGUGUGUGUACAUGUGUGUGUGCACUUGUAUACCUCUCAGCCAUAACAUUAUGACCACCUUCCUAACGUUACGUAGGUCCCUCUUUUGUUGCCAAAACAGGCCUGACCUGUAGAUUCAUGGACUCCACGAGAUCCAAGUUCUGGAAAUAAAUUGCGAGGUGGAAUCUGUAUGGAUCAGACUUGUUUGUCCAACACAUCCCAUCGAUGCUUGCUCACGUGUGUCCAUGACUUUGUCUCAGGUUCACCUCUUUUUCUUUCUUGGAUACUGAAUAUAUACAUAGAUACUGACCUCUGCAGACCAGGUAACACUCCACAAGAUCUUCAGUUUUGGAGAUGAAAUUCAAAUUCUUCCACUUGUUAACUUUUCCUGCUUCUAGCAUCAGCUUUGACGAUAAAAUGUUCACUUGCUGCUUAAUGCAUCCCACCCAUUGAUAGGUGCCGUAGCAACGAGUUAACAGUGUUAUUUGUGUGGCAGGUGUCAGUGGUCAUAAUGUAAUGGCAGACUGGUAGAUUAUAAACGCUUUACUAUCAACAAACUGCCAACUGGGCCAAAUUUCUCACACACGUACAGAUAUUCUUUUUUUUUUUUUUUUUAAAAAAAAAAAAACAUCUUAACAAAUGUAGCACUAUAUUUGCCACAUCUGGAAAACUUAUUUUGGUUCACAAGCAAAUUUUACCAUCGUUUAUUUUGACACAGUUGCAAUUACAGGUAAAAACAUUAUUUUCUGAAAAGCAGUGUUACAGAAAAAACCAUUCUCAUAAAACCAGCAAAUUUGUCAGAUUUAGAGUAAAAGGGUGUAACUGUCUCUUACGUUGUCGUAACUAAACUUUUACUUUAAAUGCACAGACACACACACUGGCACUGCUGAUGGCAGCGCCUUCUGCUGGCUGUUAUUUGUACUGUUAACUGAGGUUUCCUGUAAGCUUCAUGUAGCUUCUGGUGGUUUCCUGCUGUUACACAAUCAUGACUGUACAUACACUUCCAACAUUAAUUAUCCACCAGCUAAAUUGUUACCUUAUAUUUCUAUAACACUUAUGACUGACAUCAUUUUACUGACCAAAGACUGCUUUUAGAUAAUGACCCCUAUUUAUCCCUUCAUUCCUUCUUUAUUUGACAGUAAAUAACCUAAAAGUAAAUGAUUUUAUUUCUUUAUUUUUGCACCACUUGUGUUUGCUGUGAAUGCAGAUCAGGAAACCUCAGUCACUCAAACCCACACAAACUGACUUCAGUGGAGCCGAACACAUUUGUACCCUGUUUGAAAGGAAUUAAAGAAAAUAAACAGUG
This is a messenger RNA of Mugil cephalus (flathead mullet), 5044 nucleotides long. RefSeq names its product deubiquitinase DESI2. Lineage: Eukaryota; Metazoa; Chordata; Actinopteri; Mugiliformes; Mugilidae. Gene Ontology annotation, molecular function: deubiquitinase activity. The transcript is spliced from 5 exons. The coding region runs from base 671 to 1321 and encodes 216 amino acids. Gene Ontology annotation, biological process: protein deubiquitination. The record is from RefSeq and is a predicted model, not a curated record.